Messenger RNA from Daucus carota subsp. sativus, 2632 nucleotides. RefSeq names its product wall-associated receptor kinase-like 14. Gene Ontology annotation, biological process: protein phosphorylation. The transcript has 3 exons. The record is from RefSeq and is a predicted model, not a curated record. NCBI's taxonomy places the organism in Eukaryota, Viridiplantae, Streptophyta, Magnoliopsida, Apiales, Apiaceae. Gene Ontology annotation, molecular function: ATP binding; protein kinase activity. The coding region runs from base 316 to 2409 and encodes 697 amino acids.
AUACAGAAAUAACACAUCUUCCGCCCUGCAAUCACUCUAGCUUUCUAUUACAACAACACUGAUUGAUCGAUCCCCUCUCGCGUCUCCUAUUUAAACACACACUCUCACUUUACAACAGUAUUGGUCAAGCUUUAAAUGUAAUAGUCUCUCAUCACACAAACCACCCACUUGUUAUUUACAGACCAGACCUCUCAUUAACACACUCCUACUUGUAUCUACACACUCCAUCAUUUAUUGUUUUUCAUAUCUCCCAACUUCUUCCGCUUUUAAUGCCCGCUCAACUCUCUCGUCUCGCCAUUUCUCUUCAGUCCUGCCAUGGAGAUCGCCGUGGUUGUAAUCACAGUUUUCACGGCCUUUUUCUCUGCUCAUGCACAGAAUUCUACCUGUAAACGCUACUGCGGUGAUGAUAAUAGUAGAAUUACUGUUCAGUAUCCGUUUGGCUUUUCGGAUGAAUGUGAGAUUCCGCUCAAGUGUGAUGAGGUUAAAAAACGGAUGCUCAUCGGAGAUUUUGAAGUUAAGAAAGUCACGACUGAGAGUAUAGUUCUUCGUUUUCCGGCGAAUUGUAGCCGGAGUAUUGAGGAGAGUGCACAAUUGAUCAGCCGGAAUUACGCUCCGACGAACCGAAGCAAUUUUCUGAUCAGAAACUGUAAACGGCCGGUGAACAGGUGUUUGAUACAGGCGGAGUCGUUUGAGAAUCGUUUGUCUGUAAAAAGUUGCGAGUCGAAAGCUAGUGAUGAUGUUAGUUGUUAUACAGGAAAGAAUAUGAGUGUUGUUGAUGAGUUGAAUGGGAGCGAUUGUUCGGUUUUGUUCACAUCAAUUUUGAUUAAUUCGCCUGAAAAUAAUAGUGCGGAGUCAGUUGUACUGGCUUUGGAGUUCGAGGUAGUCGAGCUGGAGUGGUGGCUGGAAGGGCCGUGUAAGUGCGCUGUGAAUGCUAAUUGUGCUCAAUUGUUGGUUGCUGGUGGAAAGAGGCGGUUCCGGUGUCAAUGCAAUGCAGGGUUUGAAGGGGAUGGCUUCCGUGAGGGAGAGGGUUGUCGGAAAGUUGUCUCAGUUUCUGACUGCAAUGCUUCAAGAUACAUAUCUGGUAGAUGUGGUGGAACUAAGAGGGCUGGAAUUUUAGCUGCAGUUGCUGCUGCUGGAGCUUGUUUAAUUGCUGCUCUGGCUUUUAUCUGUUACUGUGUGCGAAGACGCUCAACUUCUCGGAAAUACAAAAUAAGUGCAAACCGCCUUCUUAGUGAAGCACGCAGCUCUACUGUUCCCCUAUUUUCCUACAAGGAUAUUGAGAGAGCUACAAAUGGAUUUUCUGAGAAACAAAGACUAGGCACUGGGGCAUAUGGUACAGUUUAUGCUGGAAAGCUCCAUAAUGAUGAGUGGGUAGCCAUUAAGAAACUAAGACAUCAAGAUACCGAUGGCAUUGAACAGAUCAUGAAUGAGAUAAAGCUCCUGUCCUCUGUGAGCCAUCAGAAUCUAGUUCGUCUUUUAGGUUGCUGUAUUGAGAAUGGUGAACAGAUUCUUGUAUAUGAAUUCAUGCCAAAUGGAACUUUGGCUCAGCAUCUACAAAGAGAAAGGGGCCAUGUCCUUCCAUGGACAGUACGCCUCACCAUUGCAACUGAGACAGCACUCGCAAUUGCUCAUCUCCACACAGCCACACAUCCCCCUAUAUACCACAGAGACAUCAAAUCUAGUAAUAUACUGUUAGAUGUAAACUUUAACUCAAAGGUAGCAGAUUUUGGUCUUUCCAGACUGGGCAUGACAGAUAAUUCUCACGUUUCAACAGCUCCUCAAGGGACACCUGGCUAUGUUGAUCCUCAGUACCAUCAAAACUUCCAUCUUUCUGAUAAAAGCGAUGUUUACAGCUUUGGGGUGGUUCUUGUAGAAAUUGUGACUGCUUUGAAAGUUGUUGAUUUCUCUCGAUCUGCGACCGAUAUUAAUUUAGCUGCACUAGCUAUUGACAGGAUCGGAAAGGGCCGUGUAGAUGAAAUAAUAGACCCUUUACUAGAGCCAAAUAGAGAUGCCUGGACACUUUCAUCCAUUCACAAGGUUGCUGAGUUGGCUUUUAGAUGUCUUGCUUUUCAUAGGGACAUGAGACCCUCUAUGGUGGAAGUUGCACAAGAGUUAGAGCAGAUCAGACUUGGUGCUUGGGCUCCGUUGGACGAGAAUAUGGGCAUGGCUUCAUCAGUAGCAUCCUCCUGUUCAUCUCCUUUCGAUGGAAGUGAGAAGUCAUUAGGUGGUGCGACAGUAAAGAAACUAGGUGUUGGAAGUAGAAGGGUAGUUGUCCCCCACAGGCCUUUAGAUUGCCUCACUCCGAUGAAAGAGGUGAGUGAUAGCUCCCCAAUAUCUGUGCGGGAUCCUUGGUCAAGUGAACAGAGCUCGCCUUCAACCAAUAGCUUGCUGCGUAAUAUUGUUCGGUGAUGGUAUAUGGUUAGUUGUGAAUAUUAUAGAUAUCAAUUACGAUUGUCAGUUACCUGUUUGCAACAGAUUUGACAGUGAAUAUUAUUUCAAGUGAUGCUGUUUCUUAUUCUUUUUGCUAGUAUGGAGAGAAGACAUUUCCAUCACAAAAUGGGGAUGUUAUCUCUGUAUAAGAGAGUUGAUUUCCUACUGAUAUAUUGUUUACUUCCCCUGGGAAUCUUUACUA